This is a messenger RNA of Lytechinus pictus (painted urchin), 2411 nucleotides long. Its product is annotated as ileal sodium/bile acid cotransporter-like. Gene Ontology annotation, molecular function: bile acid:sodium symporter activity. The transcript has 4 exons. The record is from RefSeq and is a predicted model, not a curated record. Bases 359 to 1453 code for a protein of 364 amino acids. Gene Ontology annotation, biological process: bile acid and bile salt transport. Gene Ontology annotation, cellular component: membrane. Lineage: Eukaryota; Metazoa; Echinodermata; Echinoidea; Temnopleuroida; Toxopneustidae.
AUGAUUCUUCGUUCUUCCUUUUUAUCCAUUUUCCAUUACUGUGCAGUUCAUUGGUGUACAUAUAGGCACGGACCACUACAGUCAUUAACUCCGGUGUUGAUUCUAUUUUGGUGUUAUAGUUCAACACCUUAUAUGUGUGAUUUUACAGCACACUCGUAAAUUUUACACUGUAUAUUUGGUGUUUGUUCAAUCUCGAGAGUGUAAUUUCAACAUCAGGAUGUGGUCCUCUAGUAGUCAGUUUUAACACCCCACAGUGACUUCAUGCACCUUAACUAUAGGCACCGUCUUUCAAAUCACUAUUUUUAUGUCAAGCAAUCGAUCUCCCGUAAUUUAGUGAUCGAACUUUUAAGAGGACAACAUGGCUUAUUUCGAAACAUCCACACUGAUGCUAUCUGAUGAGGGAUUUUUUUCUAAAGACGUUGUCAUGGUAACGGAGACGGAUAACUGGACGACCACCGGUCAAUACCUUCCUCCAUCACCACCUUCUUACAUCGCAGCCUUGAAAAAAGCAAAUAAGUAUACUCUGAUCACAAUCCUUAUCUUCCUCAUGCUAGCCAUGGGUUGCGUGGUCAAACCUAGCGAUUUUAAAGAAGUGUUACGCGUACCGAAGAGUGUACUGAUCGGGAUGUUAUGCCAGUUCGUCUUGAUGCCACUGUCUGCUUUCUGCCUAGCUCUCGCCCUGUCCUUACCGGCGCCCAUGGCGUUAGGGGUACUCGUCAUGUCAUGCUGCCCUGGAGGAACCGUCUCUAACCUCUUCACCUUCUGGACAAAGGGAGACGUAUGUCUCAGCAUCACCAUGACGACCAUCUCGACCGUAGCCGCCAUUGGGCUCAUGCCUCUGAACCUGUUCAUCUACAGUCGAAGAUGGACCGAUGACAAUGCCGUCAUCCCAUUCGUCAGCAUCAUCACAGCUCUGGUGUCCAUCGUAAUCCCAGUAACGAUUGGGAUGUUCAUUCGAUGGAAGAGAAUAGAGUGGACAUGGUUCAUUUCAAAGGUUGGGAGCAUCCUAGGCCUUCUGGGAAUAGCCACAAGCAUCAUCCUCACGGCAAUCAUCAACCCCGGGAUGUACUCCGUCUCCUGGCAAGUUUGGAUCUGCGUCCUCACCCUCCCUGCCUUGGGCGCCGCCCUCGGUUAUCUCCUCUCCUGGGCCCUACGCCGCCCGCCCGCACACUGCCGUACCAUCGCUUACGAGACGGGUCUCCAGAACGUCUCCCUGGCCCUGACCCUGAUCGUCCUGACGUUCGAAGGUUCACCCAUCAUGUUUCAGGUCUUCACCUACCCGUCCCUCUACGGUCCCGUCAUGAUGGUAGAAGGACUCAUCGGGGUCGCGGUCUACAAGAUCGUGGUGAGACGUACCGGCAGCCAUGAAGGCGGACCCGUCGCCGACAAUGGUUGGAUGAAGAAGGACAUCAACUCCGAAGACGCUUGCUCUGCCCUCGAUUCCAAAAUCUAAUGCUAUGGUCACAACCAACGAAACCGACUCCAAACCAAUCCGAUGAUAUUGACCUGUUGACCUAUGCUUAUCGUAGAAAGUAACAUUAUAUUCGUCCUAUGGGUUACAGCCCGAUAGACCGCGGGUCCGAUAGUCCGCGGGUCCGAUAGACCGCGGGUCCGAUUGAACGCGGGUCCGAUAGACCGCGGGUCCGAUAGUCCGCGGGUCCGAUAGUCCGCGGUGUGUGUAAAAUUAUGAUCAGGAUAUAGUGAGAUCCAAUGUCAUCAAGAGGUCAAAGGUCAAUGAUACGAGACCAUGGGGUUCUAUAACGAUGACCCAAAGGCCAAUCGCCCCCUGACAACUACUUCAAGGAAAAUAUUAUCCCCAUAUUUUUAUCGUCGGGGACUGUUACCCCCCCCCCCCGGAAAUUUACCCUCUAGACGCCAAUUACCCCUAGUACGGAGCCUUUCAAAUGCCAUUGACUUGAUGACAUGGCGAGAUAUUUUAUCUUGCCAUGUCGACUAAAUAAGCUUAUUAUGUCCGCAUGGCGAGAUACGUUAUUCUGCCAAGUCCACAUAUAAAAAGUUAUACGUCAACAUGGUGAGAUAUUUUAUCUUGCCAAGUCGACUUGUAACAAGUUAUAUGUCAACAUGGCGAUAUAUCGGGAUUCUCGCCGGGACUUGUACACUUCAUAUCUCGCCAUGUCGACAUAUCGACUUGACAAGAUAGAAUAUAUCGCCAUGUCGAAAUAAUAAGCUUAUUGAUUAUACAUGGCAAGAUAAAGCAUCACGCCAUGUCGUCACGUCGAUGGCAUUUUAAAGGCUCCGUACUAAGGGUAAUUGUCUGGAGGGUAAAUUUCCGGGGGUAACUGUAGUAACAGUCCCCGGCGGUAAAAAUAUGGGGAUCGUAUUUUCCUUGAAGUAGUUGUCAGGGGAUGAUUGCCCUAAUUGGUCUCACUAUACAGGCAAUUAAAAAACGA